Messenger RNA from Acanthoscelides obtectus, 4458 nucleotides. The record is from the annotation of a GenBank genome assembly. Lineage: Eukaryota; Metazoa; Arthropoda; Insecta; Coleoptera; Chrysomelidae.
GCUUUCUGAGCGUGAAGAAAUGGCUGCUCCGGAAGAAACACCAGAUAGAACUGGCGCGCAAGCGCGGUUGGAAGGGGUACUGGGUGUGUCUGAAAGGCACUACCCUGCUUUUUUACCCAUGCGAAUCCAGGGAGGGCCGAGCUGUAGAAGCGGCGCCCAAACAUCUCAUUAUUGUGGACGGAGCCAUCAUGCAGCCCAUUCCAGAACAUCCCAAGAGGGACUUCAUAUUCUGUCUGAGCACUGCCUUCGGUGACGCUUAUCUUUUCCAGGCGCCUUGUCAGGUUGAGCUGGAAAACUGGGUGAACAGCAUUCAUAGCGCAUGCGCCGCAGCAUUUGCAAGACACCGAGGUAAAACUGGUACGCUACAUCUGCUGCAAGAAGAGAUCUUCCGACUAGAAAAAGCCAUCGAAACGGACUACAAGCUGAAACACAUGGCAGAAAUGCAGCAAUCAGUAGUAAUGGACAAUGAAACAAGGCAGCAAAUAGGCAAUCAAGUGAUCCAAUGGGAAGAAAACCUGGAAAGACUUCAUUGCGAACAGUUCAGGCUGAGGUGCUACAUGGCAAGCUUACAAAGUGGGGAACUUCCUAAUCCAAAAUCCUUGUUGACCCAUGUGUCCAGAGCAACGAAAAACACCCUGAACAAGUUGGGAGUGUUCACAGUAUCUUCCUUCCAUGCCUUCAUCUGCGCUAGGAGUCCUUCCUUGCUCAAUAACCUGCUUGCCGGCCGAGGAGCGACGAAGAGGAGACCUCCAAUGUUGUCUAGGUCAAACAGUGGGUCCAGUAGGAGAUCACUACAGAUCAACUCAAGAGACGAAUCUGAGAAGACAGUGAAGGUGGCUCUGCCAGAAAACGCCUACGCAACUGUCUACGUUCGCGAAUCCAUGUCUGUGGAGGAAUUCCUCGCCAGCGCCUGUGCUAGAAAAGGACUCAAUCCCACCGAACAUUUCGUCAGAGUCAAGAAACGGAGGGAAAUGGAGGACCACAACUACUUUGUACCACAUAGGAGUGAUCUCAUUGAAACUUACUUACACACCCACGAAGUAGUAGAAGUUUGUGCGAAGAUCCUGUAUCAGGUGGAGCUGUCACGAAACACCUUAGAGCAAAUGUGGGGCUUCAGCGUUGAGGCCGAAUUGGUUGAAAACGCUGAUCGGCAAGAUGAGCUCUGUUGUUAUGUCAGUAGAGUUGAAGAUAAAAGCGUUGCUAUGCAGAAUGGCAUCAUCAAAGGCGACGAAAUAAUGGUAAUCAACGGCGCCAUAGUCUCAGACCUGGACAUGAUGUACCUGGAGAGCGUCCUUCAGGAAGAACUCGCGCUGUGCAUGAUGAUGCGAUCCUCAAGAACUGAACCUCCUGACGUUGGAGGAGGUGGGCCUCCCGUUUGCUCCACCGGAGGUCCAGCGAUCACUGGAAUCCUCCACGCUGCUACUGAUGACAUUAUUGACAGUUUGGUAUGUCCUCCGCCACCCACGGAGCCUCAGGCUAUCUCGGAAGAGAUGAUUUCUGGAUUGAUAGUACCAGCACCAGGUAAAGACCGGUACUCGACCGACAGCGAAAACCCCCCCUCCUCCAUGACAGACUCUGGCAUCAAAGUGAGUUCACGCACCAACUCCUUCGAGAUCGAGAACCUGCUGAAGAGUGCCGAGCAAGUGACCGGAUUCUGCAGAUCGCCGGUAGAGUGUCGCAGGAGUGCGACAGGUGGCGCUGGUAGUCCGACCGGCAGUGUCGUUAGCAAUGCUUCGCAGGUAGCGCCAUCUAGGCAGCUGUCGGAUGCGGAGAAGCUCCGGAAGGUCAUUUUGGAGCUGGUUGAUACAGAGAGGGCGUACGUCAAGCACCUAAACAACCUGCUGGAAAACUACCUAGAGCCCCUGAAAAGGGAAACGUUCCUGUCGAAUGCCGAAAUCAACGCUCUCUUCGGCAACAUCCAGGAAAUCGUUACGUUCCAGAGACAAUUCCUGCAGAAUCUCGAGGAAGCUUUGGAAUUAGAGCCGGAUUUCCAUAAAUUCGAGUAUCCCAGCCAGUUUAAGAAUGUCCUGUUCAGCAUAGGCAGCGCUUUUCUGUACUAUGUAAAUCACUUCAAAUUAUACAGUUCUUUUUGUGCGAGCCACAGCAAGGCGCAGAAAGUUUUGCAUCCCAAUGAAGGCAAUCAAGCUCUGCAGGAGUUCCUGGCUGCGAGAAAUCCUAGGCAACAACAUUCGUCAACCUUAGAAUCUUACCUAAUCAAACCAAUACAGAGGAUACUGAAAUAUCCAUUGCUACUGCAACAGCUCAAAAACCUGACUGAUCCCAAUACUGAUGAACAUCAACACCUUGUCGAGGCCUUAAAGGGAAUGGAAAAAGUAGCUGAACACAUAAACGAGAUGCAAAGGAUACAUGAAGAAUAUGGAGCAAUAUUUGAUCACCUCUUCAGGCAACACCAAAAGUCAUGCAAACAGUCGAUAGACUUGAGUCCUGGUGACCUGCUGUACUACGGAGGUGUGGAGUGGCUGAAUAUUUCCGAUUUUCUCGGGAAAAUCAAGAAAGGCCUAGAACUUCACGCAAUGUGUUUCGUAUUCAAGACUGCUGUAGUGUUCCUUUGCAAGGAACGACUUAGACAGAAAAAGAAGCUUAUGGGUGUAUCAAGUAAAAGUUCCUCGUCAGAAGUAGAGAUAAUCAGAUACCAAGUGCUUAUUCCUGUAACAGAAGUACAAGUAAGAGCUUCAUCAGCAAAAGAUAUGGACUCUCACUUCUUAUGGGAGCUCAUCCAUCUCAGGAAUCAAUUACAGAGGAGAUCCGAGAAGAUUUACGUCUUAUCAAACAGCACGGCAGAGUUUCGCAACGCUUUUCUGAAGACGAUUCGUCAGAUAAUCAGAGAAUCAGUGCGAAACAUGAUGAUUCCAUCAACGAAACCUGGCUCUGGACCAGGAAUCCUACUAGCAACUGGUCACAAAGUUCAUGCAGGAGGAGCAGUCUCUACUAGCCAUACGCUGGAAAGGACUGGUGCUAGGUCGCAACAACAGACUCAGGUUCAGCAAGGUUCUCAUACACUAGGCAAAACAAGAAGGACGAAAGGAGGGCAAAGACAUUCAGCUGGUAACAUAGAAUAUGAUAAUGUCAGUCAAGAAGAGGAUGAGAUCACAGUAACGGGAAGUAACUUCAGAUCGAGAAGUAGGACUGUUGGAGACACUGUGGAUGCUCAAAAACGUGCUGAUGAAAGGAAUGACACUGGAGCUAAAUCGGAAGGGGAAGAAGAUUCUCAGGCAGGAGCCAAACCCAAAUCAGGACUGGGGAAGACUCCAAAUCAUCUCACCCUAAGUGGGUGGCCGAACCAAAACCCCCCGACCUUUUGCAGCACCACGUCUACCCUGUCUGCAGGCAGCACCGGCAGCCAAGCAAGACUCAUCCAGUCUUCUCACCCUCCGGAGACCUUCCAUCCCAUGCACACCGAGGAUCUGGGUAAGCAAGACUCAAGUCCGAACCAGUCAAAGCGGACGACGCCAAAUCAUUCUCGUCGGCCUAGUCCAAACGCCAGGAGCCCCAGCGGGGGCUCAAGAAAGUCCAGUCCAUGUGCUAGAAAUAUCGAUAGCACUUCAUCCAGGAAAACCAGUCCUAACACCAGAAACUCUAACGGCACUUCAAGAAGAUCUAGCCCCAACGCUAGGAGCCCAAGCGGUUCGAGGAAACCUAGCCCAAACUCGAGAAAGUCGGGCGAUGCAAGCCCGAAAAAAACUAGCCCGAAGGCAGGUCGCAAGUCGCGCGAAGGCAGUCCUAAGAAGAUCAAGUCGUCCUUGAAACAGCCUUCAAGGUCGCUGAGUAUCGAGACGCCUACUUGCGUGGAGUGCUACCUGGUCGCCCGUGUGGAAGCCAAGAGACAGUAGUUUAGAGCCGACCUCAACCACACUCCCGCGCAAGAGCAGAGACCACAAUAUGGCCGCGUUGAGCGCCUCUAGAAAGUCGCUCAUCGAAACCAGCACUGGCCUGGAGGUGUACAAUCAGCAGUAAAUAUAUUCUAUAUCUGUAAUAAGGGUACGCGUAACGAUCCCUGUGGUAUACCGUUUCGGUGAUUCUUCUACAAAGCAUUCUCUUAGCACCUCGUGAAACCAUGGCAGGGUAAAUGUUUCUCAACGGAAAUCACAAAGUAAAAUAGUAUAGAUUCAGGAUCUUCCAUAGCUAUCCAUUGACGACCUUGAGGAUGACCCAUAAGGUGAAAUCAAGGUCAAUACAAUCUUCUUCGAAUAGGAUCCUAUAUUUUUGAUCCCUGAAACGGAUAAAACGUUUACGUUUAGACAUGACCUUGAGUGAGAAUUAUAUUGACCUUAAACGUCUCUGGCCAAGGUUAUGUCGAAAAGUGUCGAGUAUCCUAUGGAUUUUGCUAAAAUAACCGAUGAAGUAUUUUCAAGAAUAUACUGGUAAUAUAUAUCAGAUUAAUGCUUCAAAAUAUGUUGCUUCAUAUAUUUCCUAAAUAUUUACGAAAAAUAUCAGAUA